UUAAUAUGAUGAUAAUAAAUUGAAGAAACAAGAUUUCACUGGGAUACAACUAAAGAAAGGAAAAGAAAAGAACAAACAAACAAAAAUAUGCACACCUUUUAACAACCUCUUUAUGGCACCAACUGGCAAUAAAAUCAAUAAAAUUUCCAGGCACACGUACGCAUUUGACAUUUUAUGUCAUUCCUGAUUUUACGCACUUGCGUGCUGCAUAUCAAUAAGGAUUGUCUGUGAUGUCAAUCAUUAGACAUUAUUUAUUCCCAACAAAUCCAUAGAUAGAUAUUUUAUAUACUGAAAAAGGUUACACCCAAUGAAGAAACAAAUACACUUAUCCAAUAACAAAUGACCCAGUGAUGGGCAACAUUCACAUAAGGAUGCGUAAAAGAAGGAAGAGCAAGGAAUCGGAGGCUGUAGCGAUCAUUUCGAAUGUUGAACACCAUCAACCGUCAUCGUCGAUUUUCAAUUUGAUUGGCCAUUGUAUCGACGAGCUACUUGAGUAUUUAUCCCUAAAAGAUUUGCAUUCAUUAGGCCAAACAUGCCGAACGAUGCAAUGUGUGACGGGUAAAUUUUUUACACGUAACUAUUCAGCGGCAAAAAUUGUUUGCGAAAGUGAUGGCAUUUAUGUGAUUCAUUUAUCCCAUUGUAAUCGCAUCAUUGAACGUAUUCCGAUACCCGGUUUUAUUCAAUUUAUUACCUCGGUUGCGAUUGAAGGUGAUCUAGGCCCAUUCAAAUUUAUAAAAUUGCAUGCCAACGAAUUCAAAUUGGUGAAACAUUUGUCUCUCACAAAUGUAUGUGUUAGUCAGCAAACAACAAAUUACAUUAAAAAAAUGUUGGAUAAAAUUGAAAUAUUGCAUCUACGACAUUGUUCGAUGCAUCGAAAUCUAUAUGAUGUUCUACUUAAAUAUUGUACAAAUAUACGGAAAAUUUAUAUACAAAAAAAUGACAAUAAUAAAUUCCAUGGUCAAUUUAAAUGGUUACUAAGACAAUAUACAACGUUAGAAUAUUUAGAAUUAAGCUUACAACGGUCUAUAAAAAUCGAUGAAUUUCGCAAAUUUUUUAAACGUAAUCCGAAUGUACGCAAUUUUACCUGUGAUUCAUUUGUAUUAUGGCCAAAUGCAUCUUUGUUACUCAAUUCAACAGCGAAAUUGGAUACAUUCGGAUUGAAAUAUGUUGGUAUUCCGCUCAUCGGAAACAAUUCUACCACUGUAAAACCAUUAUGUAAUUUAUUAAAUAGACUUCAUAGUCAAGGUUUCUAUGAGCGUUUACAUGUAAAUGUGUUUUUGAGUCGAGAGCUCGAUUUUAUCAAUGGUGUUGAAAAAAUUUUCAUUCCACGUAGCAAUAUGGUAAAUAGCAUUGAUAUGCUUUUAAGCGAUUUAGUUGAGUUUACUGUUGCAGAAGUGAAUGAACGCUUCGAUAGAAAAAUGAUAGAAAACCUUGUGAAUCUUGAACGUCUUUAUUUGGAAGAUGGCUCCGCCGAUGAUAUUCUUCCAUUCAUUCAACUAACAAAAAAAUUAAAUAAAAUCAAAUUGAUUCCUCGUGUUAGAAAGAACUGGAUCCACUUUGAAUAUGAACCAAUGAUCCUGAAAUUAUAUCCAUUGAAUGCCGAACGGGAAAAAUUGGCAGGGGCACGAAAGGUCACGAUUUAUGUUCCAGAUACCGUUUUCUUGGCAACCAAAUGGUGGUCCAAAAAUGGCGUCACAAACUUUAGCCUAAUUGAAAUGAAACGAAUUGGUUCAUAUGAUUGGCAUUUAUUAAGAUGAAUUAUUUAAUUGGAUGUUACAUUUAGGGUGAAUUUAAUUUUAGUUUUUUUUUUGAUAAAUCAACGUCCAUCGUUCGUGUAUUAGUUGUUUAAGUUUCUCCAGAGAGGCCAAAGAAAAGACUCAAACUUAAACUUUAAUCAUAUCGAGUUUAAGCUACUAGUUGAAUAUGGAAAAUAAACAAAACUGUUAAAAAUCUGUUAAUAAUAUUGAAAUGAUUCUUUGCAAAGUCUGAAAUAAAAAUCAAUAUUGUAAAUUAA
This is a messenger RNA of Contarinia nasturtii (swede midge), 2014 nucleotides long. RefSeq lists its product as uncharacterized. The record is from RefSeq and is a predicted model, not a curated record. The transcript is spliced from 2 exons. NCBI's taxonomy places the organism in Eukaryota, Metazoa, Arthropoda, Insecta, Diptera, Cecidomyiidae. Bases 351 to 1757 code for a protein of 468 amino acids.